Leguminivora glycinivorella is the source of this 792-nucleotide messenger RNA. RefSeq names its product acanthoscurrin-2-like. Bases 16 to 687 code for a protein of 223 amino acids. The transcript is spliced from 4 exons. The record is from RefSeq and is a predicted model, not a curated record. Lineage: Eukaryota; Metazoa; Arthropoda; Insecta; Lepidoptera; Tortricidae.
GUAUUUAUUAAAAUUAUGAAGCUACUAGUGAUGUUACUUUUGGUGUGUGCAUUGACGAUAUGUCUUUGCGACAGUGCUCCUUUAAAUUCAGAUCAGAAGAUCAGAGUUAAACGCCGCAACAAAACAAAAAUAAUAAUCAAAAGUUACGGGCACGAUUACGGUGGUAUCGGGGUUGGUUAUGGGGGUGGAUAUGGGGGCGGUUAUGGGGGUGGUUACGGAGGAGGCGGUGGUUACGGCGGCGGCGGCGGCGGUUUCGGCGGCGGCGGCGGUUUCGGCGGUGGCCAUGGGGGCGGCGGCGGUUUGGGAGGAGGCCACGGAGGCGGCGGCGGUUUGGGAGGUGGCCACGGCGGCGGCGGUGGUCUCGGAGGAGGUCACGGCGGCGGUGGCGGAUUAGGAGGCGGUGGCGGCUUCGGCGGUAGCAACGGUGGAGGCCACGGUGGAUCCGGCGGAUUCGGAGGUGGCCAUGGCGGCGGUGGCUUAGGCGGUGGCCACGGUGGCGGCGGCGGUGGUGGAUUAGGCGGUGGCCAUGGCGGUUCCGGCGGCUUCGGUGGCAACGGCGGCGGUCAUGGCGGACAGGGAGGAUAUGGUGGAAGCGGCGGAUUCGGAAGUGCCAGUGCUAAGGCUAGCGCCAGUGCCAGCUCCAGCGCUGGCGGCGGCGGCGGAUACAAAGGCGGAUACGGACGUUAAGACCACAGCUUCCAGGCAGAGAUUUGAAAACCCCAAUGUGAUAUUUUAGAUAUAUUUUGCCAUAAUUUUAUAGAUAUGUAUGUAAUAAACGGUAUGUUUCUUUAA